Messenger RNA from Salvia hispanica, 1116 nucleotides. The record is from RefSeq and is a predicted model, not a curated record. Lineage: Eukaryota; Viridiplantae; Streptophyta; Magnoliopsida; Lamiales; Lamiaceae.
AUGGCUUCAAAUGAUGAGGGGUGGAGAAAUGAAAGGAACAAAUCCUACAGGGUAGCCUCCACCUCUGACUUUGAUAGUAUGGAGACAAUGUCCAAGCAGCUGGACUUCCUAACUAGCAAGCUUGGAAACUUCAACAAUUACCGCCCCAACCAAAGGGGUGGCAAUUACAACAACUAUGGGAACAAGUUGCAUCCCAACUUGUCUUACGGGAACCCAAAUAAUGCCUUGCAACCACCACCCGGAUUCCAGGUAUCUAAUGGCCAAGUCAAGGAGCUGAAGAAGGAAGAUCUUGGAGAUGUGUUGAUGGCUUUCAUGAAACACAGAGGCGAAUGCAUGACACAAUCUAAUAAGAGGCUGGACAAGCCGAGGCAAUUUCCUGGCAAUACAAGCAUCGAUCCUGUCAAACACAAAGAGUGCAAAGCCAUCUGUGCGACCAUUCAACCCAAUGAAGUGGAAAAAGAGGUGGAUGAAGAGACUACAGAGGAUAAUGUUGUUGAGGAAGAGAAGAAACAACCUGAACCACCUCGAUUGGAGCCAUAUACUCCUAAGAUACCGUUCCCUAGCCGAAUCAAGAAAAAGGUUGUGGAUGAGAAAUUUGAGAAAUUGUUGGACAUCUUUAGGAAGGUGGAUGUGAAUAUCCCACUAGUAGAGGCUCUGCAACAGAUGCCUAUGUAUGCAAUGUUCCUAAAAGAUGUGAUCUCCAAAAAGUUAAAGUGGGUGGACAACGAAACAGUGAGCAUGUCGGAGAAUUGCAGUGCCAUAAUCCAGAAGAAAUUGCCAGCAAAGCUUAAGGACCCUGGAAGUUUCAACAUAUCAUGUGUCAUUGGUGAUGACAAACACACGAAUGCACUUUGCGAUUUGGGGUCGAGCAUCAACUUGAUGCCCCUAUCCUUCUUUAGGAAGAUGAAAAUCGGAACUCUCAAGUCGACUAGAAUCACGCUCCAAAUGGCUGAUAGAUCCGUCACCUAUCCUAAAGGGAUCAUAGAAGAUGUGUUAGUACGGGUAAAUGAAUUUAUAUUUCCCAUUGAUUUUGUCGUGCUUGACAUGGAAGAAGAUAGGAAUGUGCCGCUUAUCCUUGGUCAGCCAUUCUUAGUGACAAGGAAAGCAAUUGGUUGA